GUGAGACACUAGCCACCAAGCACUCGAUCGUCUUCCAAGGCGCAUAGAGCAGCGUAUAAGGUUCGCCACUCCCGCAGCGCUGGCCAAAGCUUCCAAAAAUUACUCGAGACUGCGUUCGCCCCAGCUUUUUGCAAGACACGCGCUGCACGCCAACGCUGCGACAGCAUGGCGACGAAAAAGCUCAUCGUCUACGUGAAGCACGAGGAGGGCGACGAGUCGAGGCACCUCAACACGAAGUUCACCGUGCCCAAGAGCUGGCGGCCGGGCCCCGUCGAGAAGUUGUUAGCGUUUGCGGUCGACACCUACAACGGCAAGCACGCGGACACGCCGCUGGCCAAGGACGGCGUGCACUUCGAGCUCGAGGGCGAGACGCUCGGGCUGGAGGACGUCGUCGAGCAGUGUAUACAACCCAAGGCCGAGCUACUGAUCGUGAGCGGCCCGUCUCCGGCCAUAGGCUCGGCCCGUCAAAAAAUCAUAGAUGAAGAAAAACGGAAGGCCGACGAGGCCGAAGCAAAAAGGAAAUGGGCCGAAGGCAAAGUAAAAUGCCAGAACUUCGGCUGCGCCCAGUUGUUUGAUCCGAACGACAACCCCGAAGGUUCGUGCAAGCACCACGUCGGCCCGCCCUUCUUCCACGACUGCAACAAGGGCUGGACCUGCUGCAAGGGCAAGACGGCCAUGGACUGGGACGACUUCCAGAAGCUGCCGACGUGUGCCGUCGGUAGGCACUCUGCCACACCGCCCAAAGCGCCGGAGAAGCCUAAGCCGACCUGCGUUCCCUGUGCGCCAGUACCUACGAAGUCCAUCGAGAACUACAACCAGAACGAGGGCAAAGAAGCGCCGACGGGCGCGAAAUCAUUCGCUAGGGCUACUGGAACAAAAGCUAAACCCAAGGUCACGAGGUAUGAGGACGGCACGUACCGGUGCCAGAACAAGGGCUGCCAGGCGCGGUUCCGGCCGGAGGACAACCAUGCCAAAGCUUGUACGUAUCACAAAGGCACGCCCGUCUUCCACGAAACAUUGAAAUGGUGGGGCUGCUGCCCGAACUCCAAAAAGAUGGACUUCGACGACUUCCUGGCCGUGCCCGGGUGCGCGUCCGGACCGCAUUGGACGGGCGAGGGCGACCCUCCCCAAAUCGAGGAGAUCAUCUCCAUGUCCGAGGAGGGUUUUGAUCUGGGCUAGGUCGCGUUAAAG
Pelagomonas calceolata is the source of this 1191-nucleotide messenger RNA. The record is from the annotation of a GenBank genome assembly. Lineage: Eukaryota; Pelagophyceae; Pelagomonadales; Pelagomonadaceae.